CCAUGCCGGGGUUUCCCGCUCCUCGCUCCUCGCCAGCCCACGAAAAGGGAUCCAAAGAGGCCAUCACCGAGGCUCAAAAGAAGGACGGGAAAAAGCGCAAGGGCGGCCGCAAGGAGAGCUACUCCAUCUACGUGUACAAGGUGCUGAAGCAGGUGCACCCCGACACAGGCAUGUCUUCCAAGGCCAUGGGCAUCAUGAACUCCAUCGUCAACGACAUCUUCGAGCACAUCGCCAUCGAGGCGUCGCGCCUGGCGCACUACAGCAAGCGCUUGACCAUCGUGUCGGGAGAGGUGCCGACGGCCGUGCGCCUGCUGCUGCCCGGGGAGCUGGCCAAGCACGCCGUGUCUGCGGGCCCCAAAGCCGUCACCCAGCACAACAGCUCCAAGUGAUCGCGCCUCGGGCGCCCGAAUCCAAAGGGAGAGCCACCCAAACGGUCAAGAAAGGGUUUCGA
Molecule: messenger RNA, 451 nt
Organism: Cavia porcellus (domestic guinea pig)
Lineage: Eukaryota; Metazoa; Chordata; Mammalia; Rodentia; Caviidae
Product: H2B.U histone 2-like
Exons: 1
Coding region: 3-389 (128 amino acids)
Cellular component (GO): nucleosome
Molecular function (GO): protein heterodimerization activity; DNA binding; structural constituent of chromatin
Source: RefSeq, a predicted model, not a curated record